Messenger RNA from Perca fluviatilis (European perch), 3613 nucleotides. RefSeq names its product MDM4 regulator of p53 (gene mdm4). Lineage: Eukaryota; Metazoa; Chordata; Actinopteri; Perciformes; Percidae. The record is from RefSeq and is a predicted model, not a curated record. The transcript has 12 exons. The coding region runs from base 234 to 1724 and encodes 496 amino acids. Gene Ontology annotation, biological process: negative regulation of apoptotic process; regulation of cell cycle; protein ubiquitination. Gene Ontology annotation, molecular function: ubiquitin-protein transferase activity. Gene Ontology annotation, cellular component: nucleus.
UUCCCAUGCCAGUAGCUAAUAGUGGUUGCAGUUGGGCUUUGUACCAACAUUUCAUCCGUUUAUGCAACGUUACGCUACCUCGGUUUGACGGAAUUCUGACCUUGUUAUUUGAAGACAUAUUAACGCCAACUGUCACAAUAGAACAAGUGAUGGUGGAGUGGUGUAACGUUAACCGUGUGUCCAUGUGGUGUAACGAAUCCACCCAGGCAGAUGUUUGACUUUGUUCGUUUACUAUGAGCUCCCUAUCAGCCCAGCCUCUGGCAUCAAGCUCAUCAUGCAGGACACUACCUGGAGAGGGAAAUCAGGUACAACCAAAAGCCCCUCUCCUGCAGAUUCUGCGUGUUGCCGGAGCUCAAGAAGAAGUCUUCACACUCAAAGAGGUGAUGCACUACUUGGGUCAGUACAUCAUGGGGAAGCAACUGUAUGACAAACAGAGGCAGCACAUAGUCCACUGCCAGGAUGACCCUUUGGGAGAGCUGCUGGAGGUUGACAGCUUCUCCGUCAAAAACCCGAGCCCGGUGUAUGAAAUGCUCAAGAAAUACUUAGUUGUGCUUGGUUGUUCUGACGCUGCAGAGAAUCUUUCUGUGGGCCGUGAAUGUGUAGAGGGCGGAGUGGAGGAUCGCGGUCAGAUGUGUGGAGGUGUGGUCAAAGCAGGGCUGGAGGCUUGCCGUGAUGGUCCUCUCCUGCAGACCCCCUCCCAGCGACGACCUCGGGAGCCAGACGACGACUCUCUUGAAGGCCUGCCACGUUCAGCUUGCAAACGGCCCAAACUAGAUGUUACUUUGGACGAGUGGGAUCUCUCUGGCCUGCCCUGGUGGUUUCUUGGUAAUCUCCGUAGUAACUACAGCCGCAGGAGCAACGGCUCCACGGACAUCCACACAAACCAACUGUCUCCUGCACAGGAGGAGGACACAGCCAUUGUGUCGGACACCACAGAUGACCUCUGGUUCCUGACCGAGGGCGGGAGUGAACAGGUGAGCGUGGAGAUGAAAGAGGCUGCACUGGAGGAAGGGAGUGCAGGAGAAGGAGAGGCUCUACCUGAGGAUGAUGACGAAGGAGGGAAGGAGGAGAAAGCAGAUCGAGAGAUGCAGGAGGAGCCAGAUGAAGACUCGCAGUGUCUGAGCGAUGACACUGAUACAGAGAUCUCAACACAGGAUGCGUGGCAGUGCACAGAGUGCAGGAAGUAUAACACACCUCUCCAGAGGUACUGUGUUCGCUGCUGGGCUCUACGCAAGAACUGGUACAAAGAUGUCCCCCGACUAGCCCAUUCCCUUUCUGUUCCUGACAUCCCAGCAUGCAGCUCUCUCGCCACCCAUGAUGAGGAAGAUGACAGUGACACAGGCAUUGACGUCCCAGACUGCAGCAGGACGGUCUCUGACCCUGUCAUCCUACCCUCCCACUCCACAGCCGAGCGACCACUGCCCACUAUGAUUACAGGGAAAGGCAAGGGGCCUUGGCCCUCCAGCUUCCACAAGGAUGAGCAGCUCUCAGAAGGGGAGAGUCAGGAAAAUCUGGGCAUGGAGAUUGAAGAAGUUCGGCCUGAGGCACUGUUGGAGCCUUGCAAGCUCUGUCGAGUGCGGCCACGCAACGGAAAUAUAAUACACGGCCGUACGGCUCACCUGCUAACCUGUUUCCCAUGUGCAAGGAGGCUACACAAGUUUCAGGCUCCCUGCCCAGGAUGUGGGAAGAUCAUUCAAAAAGUUAUUAAGAUAUUCAUCCUCUAAAAACACACACACACACACACACACACACACACGUCAGGCUCUGGGGAACUCAACAACAACAAAUAUACAACAUACAUUCGACCAUACAGAUGCAUGCACUCUGGUACACACUCAUAGACAUUCACACAAAAUGUGCACCUUACCGUUUAAACCUACACAGAUAUGUACACAAAGUAUAGCACUUGGUGAAGCUUGCUCUUGGUUGCAUGGUUUAUUCUGCAUCACACUGCUUCUCAAGUAUUGUUUUGAUGAAACCUCUGACUCGAGAAUUUGUCAUACCAAAUGUUUGUUUUAGUGCCACAUUUAAAUAAGGGAUAUACAAAGGCAGAAGUAUUUAUUUAUUUAUAAGGAGAUCACAUGAGUGCACAUUGUGAGCUAUUUGAUUUAAUGAAGACUUUUUUUUUUCUUUUCAGGCUAUGUGUGAAUUUUCUCAUGGUUUUUGCUAUGCAUUGAAUGGUGCCAUUUUAAACUGGUAUUGCUUGCCUUCUGUUAGUUUUCUUUCCCCAUAGAUUCACGUUAGACAUCAUCUAGGCAAAAAUGGAAAGAUCAUUGCAGGGAAUUGUGGCUCUGAGAUUUGAGUUAUGAAGACAAGAUUGAAGGAAGAACAUGAAAGAGGGUAAUAAAACCAUGAUUUUGUUGUCAACAGCUGCAGCUCCAUGAAAGUAUCCUCCUAAGCUUUUCUUUAAAAAACAAAAAACAAUUACUAGCAUAAUUGAAUGUACUGUAAAAUACAGAUGUGGUGGCUUAAGUCCUGUUUCUCUCAACAUAGUAUUUUAAAUGUAGAAUUGAAUUUAACUUGCUUGAGAAUGCACAGCUGAAGUAUUUACUGUAAUUUUCUCUUGGGGUACUAAUUUGAUGUUAAUGUGUAUUCAGUACCGUAUUUACAAGCCUCUGAUGACAGUUAUGCCUGCAGUAAGUUAUGUUAUAUAACUGUUGGUUAAUGUUUAAAUGUUAUCAUUCAGAAAGGUUCCUUUACACACAAAUUCUAAUCAAACGAUUUCUGUAUAUUUUGUAUUUAAUUUAUUUAUGAUUCAGUUUUAAUUGUUUAAAUGACCGCCACUUCUAAUGAAGCAGAAAACAGUCUGCACUUGUUACAGAGCUCUAAUGUGUACAUUUUACGCAAAACUAUUUGCUGAAAGGUAUACAGAAAGUCUUUUAAGGAAGCAGGUGAAGUUACCACAUGUACCCUCUGUGAAAAUGACUGGAGUACAUAUUGGGAGUUAGAGGUUUGAUUUCAGCGUUAACACUGCCACGUAAUGACUCUGAACUUUAAUUUGUAUAUUAUUAUAGAUUUUAUUUUGAUGUCUCUGCAUUAUUUGAAGAUUGUGUCGCUGGACCGGUGGGUGAGCGGUCUACAAAUACAGUAUGCUCUACAAUCCUUACAAGUUAAAUGUACAGUGACCGUAAGCAUUAAACUCUUGGCUCUGCUUAGCGUAGAGGGAAUACAAUAGUUCCUUGAUAUGGCCUUUACUUGCGCUUAAUCUUUCUGCCAGCAGGUGGGGAGAAGUCUCAAUAUUGUAUCUGGUGCUCACAUAAGCUGUACAGUACCAGUAAUACCAUGUAUAGCAUAUAUAGAGCAUGCCUCCCGUCGUGACUAGAGCCAGCACUGAACUGGUGAGAGAGCUAUAUUAGUUAUAUGAAAAGCUAUAAAAGAUGAAUGUCGCCUUUUGUAUUUAUAACCCAUAAUUGUGCAUCGAGAGAAACAAACUUCCUCUAGAUACAGACCUCAUUAAAGUGGCUUAGUACAUAUUAUACCAGUAAUACUGGUUCACAAUGACAGACUUGUUGCAAUUGACAUUAAGACUAUAAUUUGCCCAAACGUUGUACAGCUAAUAUAGUUGUUUGUUUUCUACCUGUCAUGGAAUAAAAUGAGUUGUUUUGUAAAGCAA